AUGUAAGUCUAAUACUAAACUGAUUGUGACAAUAGACUUACUUAUGUUCCUUAGAAAAAGAAAGAAUUUUAAUAUAACACUAAACAACCAGAAAUUAAUGUUCUCUAAAACUAUGAAUCUUAAAACAAUAAAAUUGAAUCAAUACCUAUACAUAUUCGAUCUAAAUCAUAUGAACAUGAUUAUUUUACAAAAGCAUUAAAUACUUUCGGAAACAACACAGAUUAGUCAUAAUUAUAACCUUUAAAAACUAAAAGAUAACAUAGUAUUUCUUAAAAAGAAAAUGAUCCUGGAUUUUUAUCGCCUAAAUUUAGAUUUGAAAGUUGUGAUACUGUUAUUACUCGAAAAUCUUAAAAGUAAUUUCUAAUAUUAAUUUAUUUUAGUAGUGUUAUUAAUGAAUUAUAAGAAUGUAUAGAUCUCUCAAAAAUAACUGAACUAUCUAUUCAAUCAUAGAUGUCUCCUUGUAAAAUUUAUGGUGAAUUAUAUUAAAAAAUUGAAGCCAAAGAUAAAUUAAUUGAUGAACUAUAAAAAUAAUUAACAAGCACUUUGAAAAAUAUGACUCAAUAAAUAGAUUUAUAAAUAAAUGAGAAAAAUAAGAUUAUAUAAUAACAAGUUAGAUAAAUUGAAAUCUAUGAAUAAUAAUUGUAGGAAUGUAGAUAAGAAAUCUAAUUAAAAAAUAAAGAAAUAAUAUCUAUAAAGAAAAAUCAAAAAGAUAUUAGAAAAUUAAUAGAUAUAAGAUAAGAAAAACCUCUUAUUUAAUGUAAUAUGUGAAUUUAUUCUAUUAUUAGCAAACCCUUAACACUUUAUAUCUAAAAAAGAUUGUAUGUGUUCAUAACUUGAAAGAGAAAAUAAAGCUUUAUUAGCUAAAGUAGAUCAAUUUAGACAAUAGCUUCAUGAACUCAAAUAAAAUCUUGAAUUUAAUAAUCUCUCAAUUAAUAAUUAGAUAUCUGUAAUAGAGAAAUGUGAUUUAACACAAUUUGAAAAAACUUUUAAAAAAUUAGCAGAUGAGCUUAACUUAACUAUAGAUAGCAAAAAUAUAAAUUCAAGCUUUAGUCUAUUAAAUCAGGAGGUUAUUGAAGGUGUGAAAUCAUUAAAAUAAUAGUUUAAAGAAAACGAAAAAUUUAUUAGAUGUUUAAAAGAUCUUGUUAUUUAAUGUGCUCCUUAAGAUUAUUUUUGUUAAUCAGAUCCAAGUUUAAAGGAAGUUUGGAAAUUUAUCAAAUAGAUUUUAUAAUCAUAUUUAGAACAUAAAAAAUAAGCAUAAUAAAAUGAAGUAAAUUUUAUUUUAAAUUUAAGGAUAUAGUCUUAACACUAUGCAAAUAUUUUAGAUGUAAUAAAGGUGAGUUGAAUCAUAAAGGAGCUUGUCUAAUAGUGGAUUAAGAAGUGUAUUUAAGAAUAGUUGAUAAAAUUAAAAAAAUAUUAAAUUUAACAAAUUUAAGUAAUAUUAGAGAAGUUGAUAGAAAAUUAGAAUAUUAUUUACAAUGA
Molecule: messenger RNA, 1479 nt
Organism: Paramecium pentaurelia
Lineage: Eukaryota; Ciliophora; Oligohymenophorea; Peniculida; Parameciidae
Source: the annotation of a GenBank genome assembly